CGCAAAUUUUCCCUCUCUUUCCGCUCGGAAUUCUCUGUAAAUUUUCGGGUUCUUCUUUUGCUGAAGCUCUUGUGAGUUUAACAGAAAUGGCGUCGGUUCAGCCACUUAUGGAUGGGAUUUCUGAGAUUACUCAAGAGGAAGAUGUUGAGAAUGUGAAACCUGUUAAUGAACAGAUAUCAGAUACUCGACAUAGCAGACGCCCCGAUAUCUCACUUCAAGUACCUUCGAGACCGAUGGGUGGCAUAAAAGGUUUACUGCAAUCUCUAGGUUCCAACAAUGGUGGUUUAUCUCCUGUAAGCUUUUUAAGAGCUUUAAGCUUUAAGAGAAAAGGCAUUGCUGCUGAAGGUGAGAAGAGUUCGCUCCUAAGUUCGGACCCGAGUACAACUGCUGAGAGUCCGGUAAUGGCUAUCGCAUCAUCAGCCUUUUCGUGGACAAAGUCCUUGUCCCUCCCAGUUACUCCAGCUUCAAACUUGUCCCCGGUCAUACCCCGCCCCGCCACAACUAAUGAAAAGCCAGUUCCACGUAAAGUAGCAGCACGUGCAGUCUCGAGGUCUCUAUCCAUGCCCGGUAGACAUAUCGUUAUAAUACGAUCUACAUCUUUUGCUUCCCCUAUGGCAAAUUCAGAGGCCAGUAGCAGUUCUGAUCAAAAUGGUUCUGUUACCUUAGAGAUUGGCGAUGAAGAAAUUCCUGAAGAGGAAGCUGUUUGUAGAAUAUGUUAUGAUCCAUGUGAAGAAGAAAACACUCUCAAAAUGGAAUGUAGUUGCAAAGGAGAUCUUAGGCUUGUACAUAAAGAUUGUGCAAUAAAAUGGUUUAGUAUAAGAGGAAAAAAGGAGUGUGAAGUCUGUAGGCAGGUGGUAAAGAAUUUACCUGUCACGCUACUUCGUAUUCCGACCACUGCACAACAGGACGGAAGACAGUUGCAUAAUCAACCGACUUUCCGUUCACAGACGAUAAGCGCUUGGCAGGACUUUGUGGUGCUUCUUUUAAUUAGCACAAUAUGCUACUUUUUCUUCCUUCAGCAGCUUCUGAUUCACAACUUGAAGACUCGGGCGAUCAAUUACGCUGCGCCUUUUGCGUUGUUGUUUGGUAUCAUGUCGUCAAUAUUCUCGGUCAUUCUCGCAAUCAAGGAAUAUAUAUGGACUUAUGCAGCUCUUGAAUUUGCACUUGUAGCUAUCAUUCUUCAUCUAUUAUAUACCUUGCUGAAACUGAAGGCCAUAUAUGCCAUUUUGCUGUCUGCAAUCUUGGGUUUUGGUAUGGCUAUGAGCCUUAACUCUCUGUAUAUUCAUUACUACAUUUGGCGAGUUCGAGUAGUACAGAAUCACAAUUUAGUAUGACCAAAUUCUGAAGAUGAUAAGCCCGUCUCUGGAAGCUUCCUUCCAAAAAUUCUAAUUAUCAACGACAAUCUGAUGAAUGAAGAGAAUGCAGGUAGAUCCCACUUUACACGAA
Cucurbita maxima (winter squash) is the source of this 1446-nucleotide messenger RNA. RefSeq names its product E3 ubiquitin-protein ligase MARCH7-like. The record is from RefSeq and is a predicted model, not a curated record. NCBI's taxonomy places the organism in Eukaryota, Viridiplantae, Streptophyta, Magnoliopsida, Cucurbitales, Cucurbitaceae. The coding region runs from base 87 to 1334 and encodes 415 amino acids. The transcript has 8 exons. Gene Ontology annotation, molecular function: zinc ion binding.